This is a messenger RNA of Solanum lycopersicum (tomato), 543 nucleotides long. The record is from RefSeq and is a predicted model, not a curated record. Lineage: Eukaryota; Viridiplantae; Streptophyta; Magnoliopsida; Solanales; Solanaceae.
AUGAUCAGAACCAUUGAGUUGUGCAAGCAGGAAAUCAAACUUUGGCAAGUAAGGUGGGAUACUCCUUAUGCAAACACUCUGAAACUCAAUACUGAUGGUAGUGACUUCAGUAACCCAGGCAAAAUUGGGGGAGGAAGUAUUCUAAGCCAUCAAACAGGCAGUUUCGUGUAUGCUUUAUCUAUUCCCUGUAGAAAUGGUACUAACAAUCAAGCAGAAACUCUAUCAUCAAUGCAUGGGUAUAGAAGGAUUAUUCUAGAAGUUGAUUCUGAACUACUCACAAAAUUUUUGAGUCACACUCUCAAACCUCGGUGGCAGUUGCAGCAAUGUGUUAAGGACCUCACCAAUCUCAUUAAGCAAUUGGAUUUUUUCAGCUGUCGUCACAUUUUUAGACAAGCAAACAGUAUAGCUGAUUUGUUGUCGAAAAGAAGUCACAAGUUAGAUGUUGUACAACAUUAUUACACCUUCGAACAGUUACCAGCUAUAGUUAAAGGCAGCUAUCUGCUAGAGAAAUUUGAGUCUAUAAUUUCAGAAGAAAGAAGUUGA